CUAAAAUAAAGACCCAUAGGCUCGCUCGCCUCCCCGUCAAUUUUACCUUUUCUGCUUCUUUUCCUUCUUUAUUGUCUUUCCUUGUUGCAACAGAGCGCGGGAGGCAGCAGCAGCUCCGCUCUGAGGCUUGUCAAGGCUCAGCGCCUGCACAUACACACACACGCAACCCAGGGAGAAAACAUUUGCUCUCACCUGUCUCCAAGCCCAUAGCAAACCUCACGUCCAAGUGAACGGCCAGCACUUCGAACGAGAAGGCACCCAAGACAGCAUCUUAAUAUAAGGAGAAGAAAUUCAAUGUAUGCUAGCAAGUGUGCACAAGGAAGAAAAGGAGCAUUUUAAGAGAAGGACACCUUAAGGAAGACUUUUUUUUUUUUGGAUUUCGCACUAAACUUUGGAAAGUUUUUAUUUUUCUUUUUCUUAAAUUAUUAUUUUGUGCAUUUUUUUUCUAAGAACAUUGAGCCAUUGUUGUCUGCAUGUAAAAUCUUUUACCUACAUACAUUUUAAAAAGCAAGACAACCAAGAGGAAAACCAGCAUGUGGACCACCUAGCAGAAGGCAAUACCGAAGCAUCCCUUGAGGGAAGGGGGACACGGACUCUGGAUGCGGAUCAUUUCGAGGGACUCCAUUUCUCUUCCUCCGGGCUUAUGAGAUAGCACCGAGGCAGGCGAGUCACCGAGAAUCACUUCUGCCUCCCCCCUCCAUCACAGCCACCUCCUCUUCCAAGGGCGCCCGCAACUCUUCCACCAGCAGCAGCCCGGCUCGGAGGGGAGAUGGGAACACGCGGCGCCCUCGAUGCCUGAGGCCGGGCGGCUCUGCGGGAAGCGCUUCCCUCCCGGAGCUCGCCGUCCAUGUGCCCGCAGCCGGCGGGGCCUGAAGCCGGCAUGAAUCUCGGCGUGGUCUUCGCGUUCAUCCUCUCCCUGCCCCUGGCCCGCCUGGAGGGGGACCCUAUACCCGAAGACAUUUAUGAGAUUUUGGGUGACAGCUCAUUGCGCUCCAUCAGCGACCUCCAGCGCGCCCUGCGGAUAGACUCCGUAGAGCAAGAUAGCUCAAGCCUGAACCUGAGUACAACUCAGCCUGGUCAAAACCCAAUGGUCCUGUCUCGAGAGCGACGAAGCAUAGAUGCUCUGGCAGCAGCAGAACCGGCUGUCCUUGCAGAGUGCAAGACACGGACCGUGGUUUUCGAGAUCUCCCGCAACAUGGUGGACAGCACCAAUGCCAACUUCGUGGUGUGGCCACCCUGCGUGGAGGUGCAGCGCUGCUCCGGGUGUUGCAACAACCGCAACGUGCAGUGUCGUCCCAUGCAGAUUCGUGUGCGGCAUGUCCAGGUGAACAAGAUUGAAUUUGUCCAAAGGAAGCCAAAUUUCAGGAAAGUCGUUGUGCCUUUGGAGGACCAUGUGCAGUGUCGGUGUGAAGCUGUGUCCCGUCCGCCCCCAAGGAGCAGCCGGCCAGUGCCACGGGAACAGAGACGCUUGUCACCGUCGUUCACCACAGCCACUGUCUCACAGAGGCAGCGAGUACGCCGGCCGCCAGCGCAGAAGAGGAAACAUAAGAAGUACAAGCAUGUCAAUGCUAAGAAAGUGCUGAAAGAAAUCCUCAUAGCAUAGAAGUGCUGGCAGGGGAGAGAGAGAGCACAAGGUUUAUUUAAUAUAUUUGCUGUAUUGCCCCCAUGGGGUCCUUGGAGUGAUUACUUUUCCUCUUUGUCCGUCUGCCUCGACGUCUGAUUCAGACGGCAAUUGGUGCUUCCCUUUCCAGCAGUGGACCUUCUCCCACCAAAGCCUCUCCCUUCUUUCAUUUAUUAGCAUAAUUUUAAAGUUUUACACACACACACAAACAAGGACAAACAAGAUCUAUCUAUCUAUCUAUAUAUAUAUGAGAAAAGAACAAAGUACAGAUAAACCCGUGAACCCCGACAGCCACAACAUGCAAUGAGGACAGCACAAUGCCUUCCCCGCUCCAGAGGACAGGAUAGAAAAUGAGAAAAGGAAAGUGGGUCCAAUUUCUUCAAAGGGAAGAAGAAAAACACAUGGACAGAGGGCAGAAGGGGAAUGUUCUCCUUUUCCCUCGUGUUUCUGGUAAGGCUGGGGGGCCUGGCUGAGAUCAAAGCUUGCCCUGGACCUUCAUUUUGGAAACAGACAUAUCUCAGAUGGCGAUGAUGGAAAAUGCACUAAGGACUUUAUCGCCCUACGUGGACAGAUCUAUAUAUUUUUAACGUGCGUGUGUAUAUUUUAUUUUAAGAAAAGGAAAACCAAAACCACUAAGAUAUACAACAUCUCGGGGAACAUAACACAAAAAGAACCACAAAGCAAAACAAAAGAAGCCAAAAGCAUUCCCCCCCUUCCCUUUCCCCUCCGGCUCCUGGUGCUGACUGGAAGGUGUUUGGAUCAUGGGGAAGGAGCGGACAGCAGCAGGGCCCUUUCAAAAGGGGACCCAUCUUUGCACAUGCUGGUGGAGAAUUCAAAUUUCCAGGCUCGGACUUAAAAGUAUUUUUUAAAUUCACUCUGUAUGUGUGCGUGCGUAUAUGUGUGUGUGUGUAUAUA
Molecule: messenger RNA, 2536 nt
Organism: Melopsittacus undulatus (budgerigar)
Lineage: Eukaryota; Metazoa; Chordata; Aves; Psittaciformes; Psittaculidae
Gene: PDGFB
Product: platelet derived growth factor subunit B
Exons: 7
Coding region: 848-1603 (251 amino acids)
Biological process (GO): positive regulation of cell population proliferation; positive regulation of protein autophosphorylation; positive regulation of MAP kinase activity
Cellular component (GO): membrane
Molecular function (GO): growth factor activity; platelet-derived growth factor receptor binding
Source: RefSeq, a predicted model, not a curated record